CAAUGGGAGUCGAAGUGUCCACGCCAAGACACGUUCCAGUAUGGCAGCGCCAGUAAGGGCUCUGAUACUCGUCCAUGUCGCAAUGUUCCCGUUGUGUGUCAGCUAUGCGUUCAUCAAAACAGGGAUACAGACUGGCUACCAGCACAUUGGCGCUACAAUUUCGAAGCUCACCUCAACCUGGAACACCCAGAAUAUGCACAUCCUGGAAAACUUACUGGUCUCCCUCUCCCAGAUACUAUUUUCCAAUCUUUCGCCCUUACCGCUGCCGAGGAAAAGAAAGCCGGAGUUCCU
This is a messenger RNA of Suillus clintonianus, 291 nucleotides long. RefSeq lists its product as uncharacterized. The annotation marks the transcript as partial. The transcript has a single exon. The record is from RefSeq and is a predicted model, not a curated record. Lineage: Eukaryota; Fungi; Basidiomycota; Agaricomycetes; Boletales; Suillaceae.